GAAAAUCGUGAUUUGGUUUUUAGCUGCUACGCUUAUUGCUGGAUGCAUGGCGCAGAUCGCUGACCUACGCCGCAUUAUUAAAGAUCCCCUUCACAUAAUUCACAAGCGCGACUUUCGUAACCCCUUUCAAAAUAGAAGUCCUCAACAGCAAAACGAUCGCGGGCAACAAAUGGCACAGCAAUUGCAACAACAACUGCAACAACAAAUGCAACGACAAAUGCAACAACAAAUGCAACAGCAACAGCAGCAACAGAGGCCACAGCAGCAAGGAGGACAACGAUGGCAGGGACAAGGAAACAACAUGGGAGGAGGGCUUUGGAAUGGGAACGGUUGGAACGGCAAUGGACGAGAAAGAUUGAUUUGAAGG
Messenger RNA from Cylicocyclus nassatus, 367 nucleotides. The record is from the annotation of a GenBank genome assembly. NCBI's taxonomy places the organism in Eukaryota, Metazoa, Nematoda, Chromadorea, Rhabditida, Strongylidae.